Molecule: messenger RNA, 1501 nt
Organism: Ictalurus punctatus (channel catfish)
Lineage: Eukaryota; Metazoa; Chordata; Actinopteri; Siluriformes; Ictaluridae
Gene: pole3
Product: polymerase (DNA directed), epsilon 3 (p17 subunit)
Exons: 4
Coding region: 470-919 (149 amino acids)
Biological process (GO): DNA damage response; leading strand elongation; heterochromatin formation
Cellular component (GO): CHRAC; epsilon DNA polymerase complex
Molecular function (GO): chromatin DNA binding; protein heterodimerization activity
Source: RefSeq, a predicted model, not a curated record
AUGGAAAGGUCAAAGGUGAACUUCGUGGUUUGGAUGUUUAGCGGGCUCCAAAAUAAACUCGGUUGCUAGUUUUUUUCUUCUUUUUACUAGCUAAUGUCUGAAAGGAGUACAUCCUACACGUAACCAGGUUUGACUGGGGCAUUUGGUUUCAUUUUAAAUCCCGUCUUGUUGCUACAGAACUCUGCAGUUAUUUGACAUAGCUGCACUUACUGUAGUUCGUUAAUAACUAGCGGCUAACUGUUAGCUGCUUGGUUUUCCCGGGUUACUGGUCUGUUUUGAUCCCCAGUCCGCUGUAUAAUCAAACUGCAUAAACUACGCACUGUUUUAACAAACCUCUUUCAUUUUAAUAAACUUCAAGUAUCCGCGAGUUUGUUGUGUUAAUACUAAACCGGGUAGUAGAGUGAAUACGUGAAGUUCCCACGCUAAUUUGGCUAACACAGGCUAGCUAAGCUAAGUGUGUGUAGUAGUAAUGGCGGAGAGACCGGAGGACCUGAACCUGCCCAACGCUGUCAUCACCCGCAUUAUCAAAGAGGCUUUACCAGACGGUGUAAAUGUGUCAAAAGAGGCGAGAAGAGCCAUAUCUCAAGCAGCCAGUGUGUUUGUUCUGUACGCAACAUCAUGUGCCAACAGUUUUGCCAUGAAAGCCAAAAGAAAGACUCUGAACGCCAGCGAUGUGAUGUCUGCUAUGGAUGAGAUGGAGUUCGAGCGUUUCUUGCCACCUCUGCGCGAGGCUCUUGAGGCCUACAAAAAGGGCCAGAAGGGGAAAAAAGAGGCAUCAGAACAGAAACGUAAGGAUAAAGAGAAGAAGAAUGGCACGGAGGAAAAUGACAAGAGCAGAGAGGAAGAGGAUGAAGAAGAACACACAGAAGAUGAGCAGGAUGGAGAGAACGAGGGAGAGGAGGAGGACGUGGAGAACUGAAGGGGAAUGGCAGAAGUUCAGCACUAUUUUCUACCCACCCCGUUUUAUAGAGACACUCUAGUUGUGUGUCCACUUUGCAGAAGAAGAGGGAGAGAAAAGACAGCCAGCACUUGAUUGCUAUGAAAACUAAAAUUAGGCACAGAGGAUUAAAAGAUGAUGAUGGCGGCUUCCCAUCUCUGUCCUGUUUAUAAGAACUGUCUAAGUUCAUUUUGUACUUGUCAUCUUCACCCACAUGAGGAAGUUUAGAAAUGAAAGUAGGCCAUAUCAGUGUACCUGUAGAUUAAAGAACAGACUGAGAGAGUGAAAAGUUGGAGCUUCUUUUUUUUUAUGUAAUUGAUGUCUGCAGGUGAAGUUGUACUGUUAAAGUCAUCUACGUCUUUUGGUGCUUCAUCAGGGGAUAGAUCGUACAAGAAAGUCUGGCAGCAUGUUCAAAAAUUCAGGGAAUGUGGAAAAUGCAUUGCUGAAAUAGAGACGUGGAUGUUUUUGAUAAGUUUCCUCACAUGUGGGUCAGGGCUUUGCAGGCAUCUGGCCUUGAGAAAUGUUUUAAUAUCUUCAAAUAAAUUUGUACUUUUGUAAGAGCCA